Lytechinus pictus (painted urchin) is the source of this 3728-nucleotide messenger RNA. RefSeq names its product zinc finger protein 709-like. Gene Ontology annotation, molecular function: DNA-binding transcription factor activity, RNA polymerase II-specific; RNA polymerase II cis-regulatory region sequence-specific DNA binding. NCBI's taxonomy places the organism in Eukaryota, Metazoa, Echinodermata, Echinoidea, Temnopleuroida, Toxopneustidae. Gene Ontology annotation, biological process: regulation of transcription by RNA polymerase II. The transcript is spliced from 2 exons. The record is from RefSeq and is a predicted model, not a curated record. Gene Ontology annotation, cellular component: nucleus. The coding region runs from base 382 to 3642 and encodes 1086 amino acids.
AGUGAAGAAGAAAAACUCAAAGAACGGAAAUAAAAUGGAUAAAUAAAAGGAAAUUUGUCUGGAUAUUAUAGUGGAUUUCACCAAUACAUUAAGAUUUUCUAACUCUUCAAAAAGCUCAAAACAUAAAUCAAACAGACAAGUACAAGAGCUGGUAUACGUAAUGACGUCAACGUCAACAUAUAUCGACGACUGGGAAAACUUUGCUGUUCUGUGACUGUGGCUGUGCUGUGCGUUUCCCUUGUCCUAUACAAAAAUUCUCAUUUUAAAAGGAAUCUUUUAGGGAAAAUGUGCCGAUGUAAAAUAUAUCAACGCUGAAAAAGAGGAAAGCAUAACAAAGGGAUAUUCAUCUAAAUUAGUGCCACUUUAUUUCAUCACUGGAGGAUGUCAUCUUGUAAGAGGUACUCCAAUGCUGUCCAGGCAACAGUCUCUGAAGGAUCUACAAAACGUGAGAUUGACAUAGUCAACAUAGUUACUUUGACACCGGAUCCUUUGUCAUCGGGUCCUCCAUUAUUGGAUCCAUCAUCAUCGGAUCCUUCCACAUCAGAUCCUUCAAAAUUGGAUCCUUCCGCAUCGGAUCCUUCAACAUCGGACCCUUCAACAUCAAAUCCCUUAACAUUGGAUCCUUCCAAUAUUAAUCCUUCAACAUUGGAUCCUUCUAAACCGUUGCAUUUACACCAUGAUGCAACAUUCGGUUCACACAUUGCUGAAGACACUGCCCCAAGUAACCAUGAGGAGAAAUCCAAUGCGGAAGGUGUAAAUGAGUCUUCAGCUCCCUCAAAUGAACCUACAGAAGUUCUUGACCCCGAAGCACUUAAAGAGAGUUCAUCAGUAACAAUGGCAUCAUCUGUUGUACCCGUGGGUAUUCUCCUUGCUCGUCAGGUUGAGGUGGUCUCAGAAGAUCUAGUCAGAGAAGAUAAGGAUGGAUUAACAAUAGUUGACGAUUUCUCUCGAAUUCCAUUUGAGGAGGCCCACAUAGAGGGCGUCAUUCGCCAAGAUUCUAAUCUUUCACAGAUUCCUUCUACAGUUCAUCUCCAGCCAGAUACAUGUACUCUCCUAGGAGAAGUAGCAAUGGAGAUUCACAUUCCCAUGAAUUCACAGCUAGCUGUGGGCGACUAUGCGGAGGAAAAUCACCAAUCUGAGGAGGACAAACAACUCUACAUCAUCGAAGAUGAAGUAGAACUUCUUGAUAUGGAAAAUAGACAACCCUCGCUUGAACCAGAUGCUCCUGAAGGGGAUGUUAAAAAACUUGACAUUAAUGCACACAGUCAUGUUAAGUCAAGCAUACCUCGAGUAGCCCAGGAGUACUGUUGUGAGAAGUGUGGAAAGACAUUUUCUAAGUCUUUCAAUUUUUACAGGCACUUGAAAGUCCACUCAGGUAAGAAAUUCAAAUGUGAUUUUUGUAAUAAAGUGUACGGCUACAGGGAAACACUUAAGGCUCAUAUAAACUCAUGCCACACAGAACAUGCUUUUAUUGGUGUCCACAAGUGCAAGUACUGUCCAAGGUAUUAUCCAUCAGCAGUUCGUCUUGGUGUCCAUCUCAGGACUCACAAGUUUGAUAAACCAUUUUCAUGUAAUGAGUGUCAUAAAACCUUCAGCUCCUCAGGAGGUCUCAAAAGACAUCAGAUUGUACAUUCAUCUAUCAAGGAUUUUUACUGUGACACCUGCGGGUUGCAGUUCUCCAGAAAACGGGCUCUAGAAAACCACAAGAUUAUCCACUCUUCAGACAGGACGUACAAAUGUUCCCUCUGCUCUUGGGUGUUCCCAGAUGGAUAUUCUCGUAGGACCCACAAGUGCAUCCACUACACUGAUCGUCCUCAUGGCUGCCAGUUUUGCCCGAAGCGCUUCAAAUCGCCUUCAGCCCUUCGGACACAUAUGAAAAUCCACACAAGAGCAAAGAUCCAUUCUUGCACAAAGUGUAGUUUUACUUCUGGAACACAAAGUGAGUUGAAGAUGCACAUGAGAAGUCACUGGAAGGACAGUAUUGGUGACAUGCAAACGCUUGAAAAGAACCAAUGUAAGGAAUGUGGUGCAAAGUUCACACAUGCUUCGUCCCUUCGUGUGCACGAACGUUCACACUCUGGAGAAAUGCAAUACAUUUGUCCAACCUGUGAUAAGCCAUUCAUGUAUCAUGCAAGUUGGAAGCGACAUCAGCAGAUCCAUAAAGGCGAGAAAGCCCACCAAUGUAAGAAAUGUGGGAAAGGUUUCACAAAGGGGGCAUAUCUAAAACGUCAUAAAAAUGGCUUGUGUCAAGGACAUUUUCUCAAUGUAAUGAAGAAAAAGAAGAAGGAAAGAGAGAAAAAGAGUGAGAGUCCCCAAAACGUUGCAUUAGAAAAUGUUAAUGCACCCAUGCAACCAAAAUUGAGCGUUGGUCAAAGUGAUGACAUUAAAAUUGAAAAGAAUAAUGUGGCAGAUAAACAAGGUCAUAAACAAUUUGCAAUAGAUCCAAUUUCUGUCAACUUUGAAUUGAAACCCUUUACAUGCGAGAUCUGUGGGAAGAUGUUUAAAGUAAAGCAGAGCCUUCAACGGCAUCUAAAUUCGCACCAAGGCAAGAAACCUUUCCCAUGUGACCGCUGCGGAAAGUCCUACAGCCGGAGACCAAUUCUCAAGGAGCACCUCCUUCUGGUACAUGGAGUGGGACCAACUAUACCGCUGUUCCCGUGUCCCGAUUGCAGCCUAUCCUUUCCAUCCCUGAAACGCCUUGAGAAACACGGGAGGAAGCAUACUGGAGAACGACCAUACAACUGCAAGUACUGUUCAAAGGCAUUCAAGGAGACAAGUAGCCUGAAUCGCCAUGAGAUCAUCCACACAGGAGCGAAGCCACACAAGUGUUCCAUCUGCAACCGAGGUUUCAGCGAUAGAGGAAACCUCACAAAGCACGAGCUCACGCAUGGAAUCAGAGGUAUGGAUAGCAUGGAGAACAUUGCAACUUGGAAACCUUUCUCCUGCCAGGAUUGUGGGAAGACGUUUGAUCAACUUGGAUACCUCCGCUACCACAUGCAAAUGCAUGAACAGAAGCUGUCGUUCCAGUGUAAGUUGUGUGAUCGCAGGUUCAGCAAAAUAGCCAAUCUGAAAGUCCACCUCAAAAGCCACAUCAACAAGGAGCAUCAAUGUGACGCGUGUUUCAAGUCGUUCAGAAAGGAAUCAACAUUGCAAGCACACCAGGUGAACUGUAACAACACCAAGAAGUAUUUUGUGUGUUGCAAAUGCAACAGGGUCCUCUGCAGCAAAGACAGUCUUCAACGACAUGAACGGAUGCACCUGGGACUGAAGCCGUUCAAAUGCCCUGCUUGUCACCUCUCUUAUGGUGAUAAAAGUACCUUAAAGAGACACAUGGUUACCCAUAAAGGUGAUGGAACUGUCUUCUUUUGUAAAAAAUGUGAUGCUAUAUUUGCUUCUCAGGAAUCUCUUGAUGAGCACAUCGGCGAAAAGUCUUGUUUGGAGUUGAGCCACGUAUGUGAUAAAUGUGGCAAGACCUUUACAUCACGUCGCAGUCUCGCCCAACAUUUUAGAACCCAUAACCCGAAAAGCAAAACAGAAAGUACCCCCAAGGAAAAGAUUUAUGUGUGUGAUCUAUGUCACAGUCAGUUUCCAAAGAAGAAAUACCUAUCAACACAUAAGAGAGAAAAUAAAUGCAAGAUAUAGGAAAUACAUAUAGGAUUACAAUAACCUUGCCUCAACGAGCAACAUUGUACAAGUGUUGAUAUAUUAGGCAUGCAGUGGUUUAGUGC